Messenger RNA from Rhineura floridana, 2617 nucleotides. It is a transcript of the gene TM4SF4, whose product is annotated as transmembrane 4 L six family member 4. The transcript is spliced from 5 exons. Bases 183 to 785 code for a protein of 200 amino acids. Lineage: Eukaryota; Metazoa; Chordata; Lepidosauria; Squamata; Rhineuridae. The record is from RefSeq and is a predicted model, not a curated record. Gene Ontology annotation, cellular component: membrane.
CAGAGCACUAGUUUGCUGGCAGACUGCAACUUCUGUGAAGGAGACCAUUCAAAGGUGGAAUCCAAAACGCAAGUGGAUUGGGAUAAACUAUACCAAGAAGCUCCUUUACAAUACUAGAGGGAUCCAGGGAAAGUUUUUUCUUCAUUCUUCCCUAGUGGAGUUUGCAAUAUUGUUUUGGAAACAUGUGUUGUGGAGGGUGUGCAAAGUGCAUUGGAGUUACCCUCAUUCCUCUGGCUGUGCUAUGCACCCUUGCUAAUAUUUUGUUGUUUUUCCCCGGAGGCACACCUGUAUCCUGGGAAAAUAUUACAGAUGAAGUCCGGUUGUUUGGAGGGAUCCUAGGUUCUGGUGUAUUGAUGGUGUUUCCUGUCUUGGUCUUUCUGGGUCUUAAGAAUAAUGAUUGCUGUGGAUGCUGUGGUAAUGAAAGCUGUGGAAAGAGGUUUGCGAUGUUUACUUCUAUAAUAUUUGCAGCUGUGGGAAUUGUGGGUGCUGGAUACAGCUUUAUUGUGUCAGCUGUUGCUCUGAAGAGAGGCCCGAAAUGUGAGUUUGUGAACAAUACCAUCACAGAAUGGAAGUAUCCAUUUGAUAACGGGAACCAUGACAUGCGGAAUGAUUGCCCGUCGCCAAACCACAUCGUGCCCUGGAAUUUUACUCUCUUCUCUCUGCUGCUGAUAAUGAGUGGAAGUCAAAUGGUGCUCUGUGCCAUUCAAGCUAUCAAUGGACUCUUUGGAACACUCUGUGGGGACUGUAAAAGUUGUGGAUGCUGUGGGGGCGAUGGAGCAGUUUAAAGCAUAUGGAGACUGGAGAAAUCACCUCUUACAAGGCAAAGAAUGUCCUUCCAGACAUACCUCUUUAGAUGAUGGGCCAAGUCAAGGGCCUUUACACACUAAGCAUGUCUAGAAUGAAGGGUAUUUAUAAGGAACCCUGACUGCAUUUUUCCUUUUCACAUCUUCCAAUGAGUUUAGCAACUCUUCAAGCUAGAUAGCUGAGGUGAGAAACAUUUUUCAUCCCAAGGACCACAUUCAUUCCCUCUUCAUCCCGUCUCCCACCACCACCACCACCAUUGAUGCAGACACAUAUUCACUCCCCACAACAAUUUGGCUUGAAAAAAUUGUUUUAGCUUUUUUGAAGCCUAAUUGCCAGACUGGGUGGCCUUUCUGGAGAUUGCAGUUGGGGACAGAAGCAAACCUGUCCCAAUUGCAACCCCUCCUCCUAAUUCCGCCCACACUGCUGUAAGGCUUGUUUAAGCCUAAUUGCAGUAUGGGAGAGGCAGUGAAAGGAGGAAUGCUGCAUGCCAGAUUGGGAGGUCCCAAGAGCUAGGGUUUUAGAGAGUUAGGGGAGAACACAGGCAGAAUUUAAUAAUAAGAAAAAGACCAUUGAUUUUUGUCUACUUUGAUACUACUGAAGGAGUAGAACUUCUGACCUUAAAAUGGCAGCAAGACAACCCAUACAUACCUGUCUGCUCUUCUUUCCCUCAGGCUGCAGAAAUUACUUUUAUGUGAAUACCAACCCCCCACAAGCACAUAUAAAUCAGGAGUGGGGACUUUUUUCAGCCUGAGGCCAUAUUCCAUUCUGGACAACCUUCCAAGGGCCAAAUACCAGUGGAUUACUCGGCCAGAGGCAUAAGCAAGUGGAGCAAUGGAUGUCAAUGUCAUCUUUGUACAGUAGGCUAGUUUCUACACAUAACCCUCUGUCCUCCACCCAGACAAGCAAGAGUUCAGGGACCCAUUCCAGCCAGGCAACAACAGACUAAGAGGGUCUUAGAGCAUUCCAAGGCCUGGAGAGAAUUCCAGGGGCCAGAGAAAGAGGCAUGAAGGGCUACAUUUGGCCCCCAGUUUGAAGGUUCCCACUCCUGCUAUAAAACUGACCUAUGCUGAGUCUUGGUUGCCAAGUGGGAAGAUGGCAACCCUCAUGCUUCUAGACUUGUAGCAUCAUUGUAGGCUUCCUGACUGGAUUGGGCAUGGCCAGUCUGAUUAACCCAGCUCAUAUUCAGAGGAGAAGGCCAGGAUUUAUAGACUCUGAACCCAAAGGAGGCUUUUGUGCUCUUUGAUUGUUACACAUCCAGAGGAGUUUAGCAGAGGCAGCAUUUCCUGUCCACAGCAUUGCUGGGAGAAAAGAAGCCACAGGUGCUGCUGUUGCACCUUCCUUGCCACAUGUGUGUUAAAGGCACAGAGUCUUUUUUUUUAAUGGCUUUGAGCUCGUAAGGGUUGUCAGCUUAUUUCUGACUUUGCUUCUGUGCCUUUUAAAACAAUGAUGCAAAGAACUUCUGUGAGGAGAGCCUCCCUCCCCCUCAACAUGAGGAAAAAGUGAUUGGUGCAGGGCAAGAAGACUUCAGCUUUCUGUGGCUUUCAAGACAGGAGCAAAACCAGAGGGAAAAGUCUGUCAGCUCUCGCCAAACAUAUUUAUCAACAUAUGCUAACUAUUAGCCGACUAUCUGCUAAUUAUUAGCAGCUAAUACAACUUCAGCUAUUAUAUCAUUACUGCCCUUGAUUUACUUUAUGCUCAUGGAAUUACAGUUCCACAAGCCUGUGUCUUUUAGUAUUUCUUUGUAUAUAUUAAUAUUAAUACAUUUUUUGCUGGAGGAAAAAUCUGCAAAUCAUUAAAAAGUUUACUUUUUUCA